This is a messenger RNA of Danio aesculapii, 571 nucleotides long. It is a transcript of the gene snrpg, whose product is annotated as small nuclear ribonucleoprotein polypeptide G. The record is from RefSeq and is a predicted model, not a curated record. Gene Ontology annotation, cellular component: U2-type prespliceosome; precatalytic spliceosome; U1 snRNP. Lineage: Eukaryota; Metazoa; Chordata; Actinopteri; Cypriniformes; Danionidae. Gene Ontology annotation, biological process: mRNA splicing, via spliceosome; spliceosomal snRNP assembly. Bases 106 to 336 code for a protein of 76 amino acids. Gene Ontology annotation, molecular function: RNA binding. The transcript is spliced from 4 exons.
GACCUAAAACGUCACUUCCUGCAUUUCACUCAUUCUCCGAACAUCGUUUGAAACGUGAUUCAGACGUUUUUGUUUGACAAAACUAGCACAUCUUACUGAAUAAACAUGAGUAAAGCACAUCCACCCGAGCUGAAAAAGUUUAUGGACAAGAAGCUUUCAUUAAAGCUCAACGGUGGCCGUCAUGUUCAGGGCAUCUUGCGUGGCUUUGAUCCCUUCAUGAAUCUGGUCGUUGAUGACACUAUAGAAAUGGCUCCAGGAGGACAAAUGAACACCAUCGGGAUGGUGGUAAUCAGAGGAAACAGUAUCAUCAUGCUGGAGGCUCUAGAACGAGUAUGAGAUAAACAGCCAUUUUUUUCCUCUCCUUUUUUUCCCCUCACAGCCAGCAAAUGUAAGAAUGGGUUUCUCAUGUCUGUUUACAACAAAGACUCAAUGAUAAGCAGAAACCCUUGAUUUUGUCCACAAAUGUUUAGUUUGUAAACAACCUUUUUGUGUUUUUAUAUAUUUUUCCUUGUAUUUGUGUACACAAUUCAUAAAACAUUUUUGUGAAUACAUGGACAGUGUGACUCUCCAA